AUGGCCUUUCGUUUCCUUUCUGCCGUUUGUGUAAACUUAAGAAUCGAAAUUAAACCCGUAUGCGAUGGAAUUAUCGAUAGAUUAUUGGAUACAAUUUUAUACAUCAUUGAUAAUGACAAGUCUCUAACAGGACAGUGGAUAUGCUCAGUAGUACUUCAGAGUUACGGAUGUAGUCAACCUGAAAACAAAGAUUGGACAAUAACAGUUGAUGAUGGUUGUAGUCCAAAGAAACUCCAAAUGCUUUCUAAGUCAAAUACUAGUAAGAUACUUCACAUAACAGAUUUUCAUUUCGACCAGCAUUAUUCACCAGGAAGUAAUGCAGAAUGUCAAUAUCCAAUAUGCUGCAGCGAGGAUGUAGGAACGCCGUCUGAUCCGUUAGCUGAGGCUGGUUAUUGGGGUGAUUACAGAAACUGCGAUACACCACGACAUACUAUCGUUAAUGCCUUGAACCAUGCACGGGAAAAUAACAAAAUAGAUUACGUUUACUUCACCGGAGACGUUAUAGAUCAUCGAGUUUGGAAGACAGAAAAACAAAACAAUAUUAACGUUAUGAGGCAAAAUUAUGAUAUUAUUGAUACAGCAUUUCCUAACAUUCCCGUUUAUCCUGUUUUGGGAAAUCAUGAACCACAUCCCAUAAAUCUUUAUUCUCCUAGUUCAGUAGAUCCAAAGUUAAGCAUUCAGUGGGUAUUUGACUUAAUUGCGAAGGAAUGGAGUAGAUGGCUACCUGAAGCCACCAAACAAACGAUAUUGAAAGGUGGCUACUAUACUGUAAAAGUAAACGAGAAAUUUAGAAUUGUAGCACUCAACAGUAAUGUAUGCUAUACAUUUAAUUUAUGGUUACUAUACACUUAUGUGGACAUGUACGAUCAGUUACAGUGGCUAAGGGAUGUUCUUGCUGAGGCUGAAACUAAUGGCGAAAAUGUACAUAUACUCAGCCAUGUACCGACAGGUUCGGUAGAAUGCUAUACAACAUGGGCAAGAGAAUACCGAAAAAUUAUUAAUAGGUACGCAAAUUCAAUUAAAGGAAUUUUUAAUGGGCAUACACACACCAACGAAUUUCAAUUGUUUUACAAUCUUUCAAAUCCAAGUCAAGCCAUAGCGAUGGCUUUCAAUGGAGGAAGUGUGACUUCAUACAACUAUUUAAAUUCAAAUUAUAUUAUCUAUGAAACUGAUGUUAGAACAAAUACCAUAAUCAAUUACGAGCAUUAUACUUACAAUUUAACAGAAGCAAAUCUUGCUGGAGCAAAUGUCAAACCAAGAUGGUAUCAACUGUACUCCUUCAAGGAUGCUUACAAUUUAGAUGAAAUGAAUUUGGACACCGUCGCCAGUCUAGUAGAAAGAAUGGCAGGGAAUAGUUCCUUAGCUCAACUAUACUACAGAAACAAGUACAAGAAUUCAGAUCCUUUCAUUGAACAAGGAUGCGACAACGAAUGUAUUUCUGACAAUCUCUGUGAAAUCGUCACUUCUUUGUAUACGGAUGAUACUCAGUGUAAUGUGCUCGAAAGUAUUAUGGAGUACUCUUAUAAGCAAGGAUGAUCGUCAACAAAUAGAAUAAAAGGAGCGGAUUUACGUCUUCAAUUUUGUCUUUUACUGUGAUUUCUCAUUUAAGUGUAUUUAUUAUAAUUAUCCAAAUUUU
Molecule: messenger RNA, 1636 nt
Organism: Agrilus planipennis (emerald ash borer)
Lineage: Eukaryota; Metazoa; Arthropoda; Insecta; Coleoptera; Buprestidae
Product: sphingomyelin phosphodiesterase-like
Exons: 9
Coding region: 1-1536 (511 amino acids)
Biological process (GO): sphingomyelin catabolic process; ceramide biosynthetic process
Cellular component (GO): lysosome
Molecular function (GO): acid sphingomyelin phosphodiesterase activity
Source: RefSeq, a predicted model, not a curated record